Molecule: messenger RNA, 9501 nt
Organism: Topomyia yanbarensis
Lineage: Eukaryota; Metazoa; Arthropoda; Insecta; Diptera; Culicidae
Gene: Abl
Product: tyrosine-protein kinase Abl
Exons: 8
Coding region: 859-5682 (1607 amino acids)
Biological process (GO): protein phosphorylation
Molecular function (GO): ATP binding; protein binding; non-membrane spanning protein tyrosine kinase activity
Source: RefSeq, a predicted model, not a curated record
AAGGUUUUUCAUCCACCCGAACUCGAGUCGAGUCUGCAAAGCGAUAGCCAAUCGAGAGGACGUCCAUCUCCAAAUUCGUGUCGUUUUUACUCCGCGAUUACAGGAAUUCGCGACCAUAUUUCUUUUUCUUACUUUCGCCAUCCCAUCGGUGGAAAACAGUUUUCAUUGGAUGAAAUACGAAAAGGUGUAAUGGGUGAAAAAUAAGGUGAUUGUAGAAAUAGCUAAUUUAAUUCGAAGGGCAGUGAAAAAUUCGAAUUUCCGACAACAAAAGGCUUGCACAUUCAUGGAAAAAGGAAGUGAUUUUUCGGAGUUGGGCUGCGCCUGGCAUUUCCCGUUAUAACAACCGGGCUAUGGGGGACAAGUGAGAUGUGAAGGAAAAUUUUCAGUGCAAGUGCUAGUGGUGACAUGGACCACAUAAUGUGGUUCGUCUGGAAGUGAGAGUUUAAUUCACUUUGGCCAACCGGAAUAAAUUCCCUUCAGAAGGGUUUCAGUUCCAGACGUGGAAGAUUUGUGGCAAGAGGGAGUGGAACCAAUUAUUGCUUUCUUUACUGCUAGGAAGCUGUGGAGUCGAAAAAAAAGAAUUUGAAUUCAUGGUUGUAUGUAUGUGUGUUUUGUCCGAUGAAAAGUAGUGAGAAUACAAGUUAUUAAUUUGAAGGAAGUGAAAAUUGUGUUGCACAAGUAUAUCAAAAUAAUCACAUAUUAAUAAUUCAGUCAAUAAAAUGGUAUACCCAAGCCAGUAGUGGGCGGUCAGUUCAGAAAAUAAUCGUAUCGUAAAAGAGUGGAAUGUUGGCGACUAACUUCCGGCGUUGAGAGAAUCGUCUAGUUCAAGUUUACUUGUGCAGUAGAGACGACCGAUCAAUGGGAGCCCAGCAAGUUAAGGAGCGCUCCUCUGGCGGGGGCGGAGGAGGAUCUGGAGGGGCUGCAGUAAGUUCUUCCUCAACACUGGGUGCCGGUAGCUCAAUUCGGUCUAGCCGAAACAAGCCCCGAGUACCUAAGGACUCGCGCAUUCUUGGAUCGAACAUCUUCACAGAGCAUAGUGAAGCGCUGCUGCAAUCACGCCCACUUCCACAUAUCCCACCACCGGGCAGCCUCAUUCCCGCCGACAUGCUUGCUCAAAGUCAGGAUGGUACGGAAAACCACACCGGAACCAUGCACUCUCAAGGGAGCUCAAACACAGCUCAAUCAAAUUUCGAAAAUGCGAACCGGUGGACAUCCAAAGAAAAUCUACUGGCUCCUGGUCCAGAAGAAGACGAUCCUCAGUUGUUCGUGGCCCUGUAUGAUUUUAAAGCUGGCGGUGAAAACCAGUUGAGCCUGCGAAAGGGCGAACAAGUACGAAUACUGUCCUAUAACAAAUCAGGCGAAUGGUGCGAGGCACAUUCCGAUUCUGGCCAUGUCGGCUGGGUGCCUUCAAACUAUGUCACGCCGUUGAAUUCCUUAGAAAAACACUCCUGGUACCACGGGCCUAUUUCUCGAAACGCCGCAGAAUAUCUUCUUAGCUCCGGCAUCAAUGGAAGUUUUCUAGUGCGUGAGAGUGAAAGCUCGCCCGGACAGCGCAGUAUAAGUUUAAGGUACGAUGGACGUGUCUAUCACUAUAGGAUAUCCGAGGAUUCCGACGGUAAAGUGUACGUAACUGCGGAGGCUAAAUUCAACACGCUAGCAGAAUUGGUGCACCACCACAGCGUCUUGCACGAGGGUCAUGGACUGAUAACACCGCUGUUAUACCCGGCACCAAAGCAGAACAAACCAACUGUGUUCCCCCUGAGCCCCGAACCGGACGAGUGGGAAAUUUGCCGCACUGACAUUGUCAUGAAGCACAAGCUCGGCGGCGGCCAAUACGGCGAAGUGUAUGAGGCUGUGUGGAAACGUUACGGAAAUACAGUUGCGGUGAAGACACUUAAGGAAGACACAAUGGCACUCAAGGAUUUCCUAGAAGAAGCUGCUAUUAUGAAGGAAAUGAAACACCCGAACUUGGUACAACUGAUAGGUGUUUGUACGCGAGAGCCACCGUUCUACAUCAUCACUGAGUUUAUGAGCCACGGCAAUCUGUUGGACUUCCUUCGUUCGGCUGGCCGAGAAACGCUGGAUGCUGUCGCGCUGCUCUAUAUGGCCACCCAGAUUGCCUCCGGUAUGAGCUAUCUGGAAAGUCGUAAUUUUAUCCACCGUGAUCUGGCGGCAAGAAAUUGUCUCGUUGGCGAUAACAACCUCGUAAAGGUGGCCGAUUUCGGGCUGGCCCGAUUGAUGCGAGAUGAUACUUACACGGCACAUGCUGGUGCCAAGUUCCCGAUUAAAUGGACCGCUCCGGAAGGCCUAGCAUAUAACAAAUUUAGCACCAAGUCCGAUGUGUGGGCUUUUGGCGUACUGUUGUGGGAAAUAGCCACAUACGGAAUGUCACCGUACCCUGGAAUAGAUCUGACGGAAGUGUUCCAUCGACUGGAGUCCGGAUAUCGAAUGGAACGUCCGCCUGGUUGUCCUCCGGAAGUAUACGAACUAAUGCGCAAAUGUUGGCAGUGGAAUGCCCUUGAGCGACCCACCUUCAAGAGCAUUCACCACGAUCUAGAGCACAUGUUUCAGGAAUCGUCUAUCACAGAAGCGGUAGAGAAGCAAUUGCAGGGUGCCGCUCUUCCCGUUCAGUUGACACCGCAAAUGGGCAAGAAACCCCAGAUGGGAGCUCAGCAGCCUCCGCAGCACGAACCGGCUAUCACACCAAUUUCGGAUACCGGUUCCAGCUCGAAACUUAGUACGUUUUCAAACAAGGCUUCUACGGCAGGUGUGCAGAUGCGAAGAACUACCAACAAACGCGGGAAAACGGCUCCGGCACCGCCAAAGCGGACAAGUUUGUUAUCAUCUAGUCGUGAUUCAACGUACCGGGACGAGGACAGUGGCAAGCCCGGAGAAUGCGAACAGAAUACAAACGGUAUUAUACCAAUCACUAAAUCGACUUCUUGCAGUAGUUUCCUUAUCGAUAGGCUGUUUCGAGGUUUCACUCGAGAUCUCGCAAAUCUGGUCAAUCGAACCACGGAUUCAGAGAACGAACAGACGGAGAUCACACCCGACACAGACACGGACAGCCAGGAACCGAUUGGAAAUUUCCAAAAGUCCACCUCACAGCAAAGUUCCUUCAAGCGUGUUCCAAUUAUGGGCAAUCGGGGCCUAGAAACGCGCGGCAGUAAGCGAUUGCCUCAGGGAGCGCCUCGUAGAGAUCAAGUUAUUCCUGGGACAAUUCCAUUACCCACAGGGAUACCGGUAAAUGCGGCUGGACAACCACUUGUGGGAGCCUUGGAGGUUCAGAAUGUAAAGAAAGCCAUCAAUCGGUAUGGGACGCUACCAAAGGGAGCCAGGAUAGGAGCAUAUCUAGAGUCCCUAAGGCAGACUGAUGGAACGGUGGGCCAGCAAGUCCCAUCUCAAAUGCAAACUAAUUCAGUUCCUCCUGACCCACCCCCACCGAUGGCUGCCGCUACUGUGAUUUCCAACAGUUUACUAUCAGCGCAACGAACGGCAUUGAAGUUGCAGCAACAACAGCCGCAAAUGAUCCGUAGCAACUCAUCCAGUGGUGUAACCAUGGCAAAUUCGGCAACCGCUAGUCUUUCGAAACUGCAAAGACAUAGAACCACCACAGAUGGAUCAAUGAUGACAUUCUCUUCUUUCCGUGGAACUGUUGGAAAUAACAGUCCAAAAAGAUCGAUGCCACCGACGUUAGCGGAUUUGGAAUUUCCUCCUCCACCGGUUGACCUCCCACCUCCUCCAGAAGAAUUCGAAGUGCAACAACUUUUAGGACCACCAUCGGAAAAACUUCUUAAGCCGUCGAACGAUGUUUCCAACACUGAACCAAGUGUUGAAGAAGCAAGUUCCCGGUUUGGAGUAAGCCUGCGAAGAAGAGAACCCUCAACUGACUCCUGUAGUUCUCUUGGUAGCCCUGCAGACGCUAUGGUUCACAGUAGCGAACCGUCCGUUCCCAUUCCACCACCGCCCAGUCUGAAGGAGAAACUCGAAAUGAAACUUGCAGCCGAAAUUAAGGAAAAAGCAAACGUGCCAAAGUCAGUCCUCAAUGCGGAGAUUAACCACAAAUCGUCAGCUUCAUCCGAUCCCGUUUCACAAUUAGUCAGUGAACUGGCGGAAAAUAUGAAUUUACCAAAACCUCCUCCACCGCUACCACCAAGUGACGUGGCAACUCAUUACAAAUCUUCCGAUGUUAGUUCGCUGCGUAAGACCAAAGCAGCAGAAAAUAGCAAUAUCCCAACAACGCAGCCUUCAUUCAAGACGCAAUUGAAAAAGGUUGACCCAAAACGAAUCCCAAGUCAAAUACCCAAAAAAGAGGAAGUCGGUAAUAUUAUUGACUUCAAAUCUCGUCUGCGUAAGGUCGAAAAUAUAAAUGAACAAACUGCUACCAGCAAUGGCACUGCGAUCGGUGAUCCCAGUGCAACGAUUGGAUGUAGUGAUUCUAGUACCGACAAUAAUAAUAAGCUGCACUCGAACAGUGUCAAUAAUAACAAUUGUAACAUUCUAAAUAAUAACCAAUCCAUCAGUGACCAUUCAUCAAGUGACAGUGAAAUAAAGGGAAAAAAGAACGAUCUUCUGCGGAAUGGGACAAGCAAAAACGGUCCUUCACAGCCCGACUCGACCAACAAGUUAUUGUUGGAAAACAAUGAGAUCAACACACUGAAGUUGAAAAAGACAACUUCAUCAGUAGUGACUAGCGUGGCACCUAUCGAUAGCAAUAAAAUUAUCGAGUUGAAAAAGACUGAAAUUAAAAUUGAACUUAGUCAGGAGGAUAAGAAACGGGAAUGUUUGGAGAGUAAUUUGCUAAAAGCGGACGCUGGUGGAGGUAGUGGAGGAGAUAACUUAUCCACCGGUAGUGGAGGCACUGGGGACGAAGGCGAUAAACGGAAGAGUACCGGUAGUAUCAGCAGUUUGAAGAAACUGUGGGAGGCAAAAGAAUCGCCCAACGAACAGAAUACUCAGCUAAGUCCUAAGCUUGGUGUAAAGAGUGCAGCGAAUCUCAAACUAAACAACAACCCGGAUGAGGAAACAACUAGCGUUAACAACUCUAGUACAAUCGUAACGACAACGAAUAGUAAUUCCAGCCAAAAUGAUGACCAUCAACCAGCACCACAGUUGAUUACAGCGAAAAAACCUGCAGUUCCGGUAAAGCCAUCGAAAUUUACUUCCAUAUAUGCCACUCCUGUUCAAACGCAAGUUCCAAAUCCUGCACUGAUAACCUCAAUUGGCAAUGCCAACAAUACUACCACAUCGAAAUCCAACGAUAGCAAUAGUUCGCUUCUUUCGGAAAAAUCAACCGCUUCUUCCUCUUCCGGCCCCUCGUCGUCGGCGAGCCGCGAAGGAAUCCUCGAACUGGUGACCGUGCUCGAGGGCAGUCUGAAAAUUCCGGUCAACUCAAUAUCCGCCACCCAGUGGCUACAGUUGAGCGAACGUCUGAACUCUUUACAGUCCAGCUGCGUGACGUUUGCCGACAAUGAAACGUUACCCCCGCACACCAAGUUCCACUUCCGAGAACUGGUCACGCGGGUUGAGAACCAGUCGCGGUCGCUGCGAUCCGCCGGCAACAAGAACAUGCAGGACAACGAGAAACUAGUGCUCGAAGUUGGUCAAUCACUGAAGCAAAUAUCAAACGCGCUGCACAGGGACACUAGAAGCAGUCAGCUACCUAUUCUGACGUUUAGCUAGAGCUUUUGUGUUUCGGCAGUGAUUGACCGACCGGUGGCAUCAGAUAAGCAUAUACAUAUACAGCAUAUUUACCGAUAUUUACUACUACUACAACUACUAGUACUACAAUCAGUAUCAGUGAAAAUACAGGUAUUAAUUAGUAGUUUUGGCUAGAAGCAUAAACUAUUGUUUCUGUUUUUUUGCGGCGCGAUUUAAGUAAAUGAAGGCGGUCAGCGGAUUAAGCGACCUGCGAAAUUUCUAAAUUUGUUAACCAAAAACACCGAAUUGUAUCUAAAAUCCGGGAGCGGUACAAAAGGCCGAAUCACAAAAGGCCGAAUAACAAAAAGCCGAAACACAAAAGGCCGAAGAUGUUCUAACCUACCACAAAAGGCCGAAACCCGAAAAGGCCGAAUCACAAAAGGCCGAAUCACAAAAGGCCGAAUCUCAAAAGGCCGAAUCACAUAAAACCGCAAGUCCACAUGCAUCAGAAAUCGAAUGAUCUAAUCUGUUGGUAUAUGAUGAUACGUUAGUAUUGCCCAUGACUAAUAUUUUAAAAUAAAAUCGCGUUUAUAAAAAGCAUAGAUAAUAAAAGAAAAUUAAUAUAAAAAAGUCAGUUUGGCUAAAUGUAACCGCUAGCCACAACUAUUGUUUGGUUGUUGCACUGCGCCAGCGCAUACGGCGAAGCCAGUACGAUGCGGCCUAGCCGCAUAACCGAGGCCAAGGAUCCGAAGCGGCGUAAAGCCGCUGAGGAUCCGCCGGACGAGGUUGCCGCCGACCCGCCGUCGGAAGCGGCGGCCUCGCGCAAGCAAACCUGUGAUCCACUCGUUUGCCCGGAUUACUCAAACAUAGGGGCUUAAAUUAGUUUAAGUCCGACGGAGCGGAGCGAUGUCGGACAGCACUUGCCAUGAAGCGAUGUGGCGUAGCCACAUUAGGCUUCGUUCUGUUUAUUUAUUCUAGUAAAGCGGCAAAUAUGCAACGAGAAAAGUGUCGUAAAUAUUCCAAACAUUAUUAUUCUAUUGAAAAAAAAUCGUAAAAAAUCACUCUUAGAAAGUUUCCAGUUCCAACCGCUCUACAUAUUUACCAUUCUGAAAAGGUACAUCGACAUUUUGGAGACCCCGCUUUUUGGCAACUUCGUGGAAUAACUUCAUUGUGUUCUGUCUCGAGUUGGUGAUUAUGGAAUCAUAUUAGGCUUAAUGCAAGCAGUAGCCUGUGGAACAACGACCAACUUGCCGUGUUUAACAUUCUACAUGACAGGUAGUAUGGAAAGUUGUGCUCAAACUGAUAUUAUUUACUAUAUCAUCAUUGAAAAUUUUCAGUUUCAACUGCUCUACAUAUUUGUCAUUCUUAUUUGACCAGUCGGCUUAACGGCAUUCGGCCAAACGACAUUCGGCCUACCGGCUUUCAGCCUAAUGACCCAGCACCUUGAUAUUCGCUGCAUAUUUACAGCGAGAAAGAUGACGUAAAUGACGUAAAUAUUAUUUUCAAUGGUUCCAAUCAAAUUCUUUCAAAGGUUCCAAUCAAAUUGUUGAAAGCUUCGUUCAAAUCUUGUUUUUAGUUCCAAAGGCUUUAUUUCUCACCCUGUUUGGUGCAUUCGACCUAGUGUGCCUCGCCCUAAUGACUAUUCGUCUAUAUAUCCUUCGGCCGGAUAACCCUUUGACUAAUGACCCCCAGCAUCGUUCUAAUCUACUACAAAAUGCCCGAAAAGACCUUAUUAGAAAAUAUGUGAUGCGGAUAGCGCAUAUUUUAACGAAAAAUGGUCAAUCAAUGUUGAAUAGAUUUUUAGAAAUCCUGCCAUGUUAAUUAUUGUACUAUCUUUUCGGGUAUUUUUCCUUCUUUUUAACAUGAGCUGUUCUUUUGAAUUUAAUUUAAUUUAAUUAAAUAAAAAAUCAAUUAAAGCAGUUUUCAGCCAUCAAUUCAUGAUAUGAUAUGCACCAGCUCAUUAAUAACGCCAUGGGUUCCUACAAUGACCUUAGCGAUUUGAUCUCGUGCUUCGGCCUUUUGUAGUUCGGCCUUUUGUAAUUCGGCCUUUUGUGAUUCGGCCUUUUGUGAUUCGGCCUUAUGUGAUUCGGCCUUUUGUGGUUUUCGGCUUUUAGAGAUUUCGGCCUUUUGUGAUUCGGCCUUUUGUGCUUCGGCCUUAUGUGAUUCGGCCUUUCGUAGUACUCCCCUAAAAUCCACAUAAUCUGCUAUUGUAUUAUAAUCCAAAAUAUCUAUGCAUGACGUCUAACCGAUUUUAUAUCCAACCUUUACAACCAACACUCCUUCAGAGCAUCCCCCGGAUAAACUAUUUUUUGGCCAAGAAUGUGAAUACUAGCUGCCAUAAUAUCUCUAGUUUUGUCAUCUCAAUGCCAUUUGCAAGUUGGAAGAAAUCAGACAAGACGCAUUCUUAAUUAACAAAAAUAAAUAUCACCUUUCUUGCAACCGAACACUAUUUUUUAGCGGUCACCGUUUAUCACCAAUCAAUGUAACAGAAGGGAUGGGUCGAUGGAAAAGUCAUUAUUGAAUAUAUAUAUAUUUCCGUCGCUAAAGAAAAAGCAUGGAGUAACCGACUCACAACGCUCAAUAAAAUUGCCAAAUAUGAAAGUGGACUAAUUUUAAUUGAUUUUAACGGAUGGUCUAAUAGGUUUUAAAUCGAUUGAUCAAUUGACGAAGAAUGCGUAAACGGAAUCAGAACUGAAAUGUUAAAAAAUUACAUUUUAAUUAAAAUUUUAAUUGUCAGCAUUGUUUCUAUCGCGACUCAGUUGUUUUAAAGUUAUACAUAAGUUUGAACGCUAGCGUAGGCUUGAUAAAACAAUUCAUCUUCGAUAACUUUCCAGAAAUAUACUUCAACUAUAAAUGUAUAUGGAAUAUGGAAUGCAAACAAAUUAAGGCUACAUUUUAAGCCAAAGAGCUUAAGACUUUUCUUUUGAUUUGAUAAAACAUAAUUUUUCGUAUGAUAAAACCUUCGCUUCGUUGUAGAUUAUUUUACAGCACUUUUACGCGUGGUAUGGCGAAAUCAGAUACGGUACGUAGCUAAACCUGUAGCACAUCCAAUUUGUUCUUGCGUAACGUUAAGUUAUUUAAAAUUUAUCUCUAAUAGUAACACAGUAAAAUGCUAGUCGUAAACAUUUAUAUUCUAUCAAUAGUAGCGCUUAAAACAUACCACAAUGGAAAGGCAUAUUACUCUGUGGAUGGUUUGUCAUCUACAACAAACGAUACAAACGAUUCUCAUCCGCUGUAAUCGUGCAACGCAAUUCGUAAAGUUGCGAAAAAUAUAAUCGAGGAAACAUCAAUGUUCUAAGACCAUAUAAUACUAGCGUCUCUCUAGGAAUUUACCAAAAUAAUCAAAUGAUGAUAAAAUCAAACGAAAUUGAUGAACGCAAAAAUUACUAUAUAUUUUUAGAUAAACCGACAAAAAGAGCAUUCUUAAUCAUCCUUCGUCGUAAAAUUCAUACAUUCAUGCAUACAACAAGCUUACGUACAGAUAUUAUAAAUUUAAAACAGAAAACAAAGGGAAUAAUCAAAAAUCGGUAACUGCAAGAAACUGGUUCAAGUGUGAAUGAAAAUAAUCGAAUAAAUUACUCCCCUUGAAUGUGUAGUAGUGGCCCUAUCUAAAAGUAUGUAAAAAUAUGAUCAGCUAGAACGAAAACAUAAUAAAACCAAGUGAAAAUGCGUGAUAUAACAGAAAAUAUACACAUACCUGUAAGACAACCACAAGAUUACAACACAUACACCUAUUGCACAUUAAAGAAUGAACGGAGACAGCUGUCAAAAAAUCGAGCGAAAAUUCGUGAACCCGCAGAGAAGAACGAAAAUCAGUAAAUAAAACAUGCCAGCCGAUGGCAGUAAUGAGAAACAACAGAA